Carassius carassius (crucian carp) is the source of this 3766-nucleotide messenger RNA. It is a transcript of the gene fam169aa, whose product is annotated as family with sequence similarity 169 member Aa. The record is from RefSeq and is a predicted model, not a curated record. The transcript is spliced from 12 exons. The annotation marks the transcript as partial. Lineage: Eukaryota; Metazoa; Chordata; Actinopteri; Cypriniformes; Cyprinidae.
GACAGAGGGAGGGAGGGGGCUCCAGCUCGCGCUCACAUACACAACACAACUACAGCCACGUAAUAUUCAUCCACGGGGGUUUACGGGAAUAAAAAAUAUUAUAGGCUAAUCGACAGAGUUUUUAAAAAUCAGGAUGGCAUUUCCUGUAGAUAUUCUGACAAAUGUGGAUCAUGAGACCUUAGAGCUAACAGCUGUGGAAUACAUGUCUCAGCUCCCCUACAAAAAAACUGAGUACUUCAGCCUCUCUGAUUCCAAACAGAUAGAAAUUGGACUCUGCAAUGUGAGUUUUGUCCCUCUAUAUGGAACAGAUUCUGAAAAAAAGCUCCUUGCGUUGUUCUCACCUGAUGACUCUAACACAGUUGUAGGUCUAUAUUUGCUGGAUCGUUGGUGGGGGGUUGAAGAUGUUCUUAAAACAGCAGAGCCCUCAAGAACAGGCCUGAACAAGGUCAGCACACUUGGGGAAAGGAUAGCCCUAUAUGUUCUCAACAGAAUUGUGUUGAGAAACGAGAAGAGCAGUGAAGAUGUUUUCUUUCUCUGUCAUUGUGAGCAUGAAGCUGCAAAAAUACUAUGGAAGGAUGGAGAGGCCAUUGGCUUUUACUCAUUCAAACCCAAAGGUAGCUUAUGCAGAAACUUCUUGACCCAAUGCUAUCAACUUCCUAUAAUGGAUACAGUAUUUGUCAGGAAGUGUCACCGGGGCCAGGGUCAUGCCAUAAAGAUACUGGAAGACUUUGUUGGUAGCUUCAGGAAUGAGUACAUAGGGUUAAAAUAUCCUCUUUCAGAAGCUAUGUAUAAAGUUUGUGAAAAGUACUUCAGUAUAUAUCCAGCAGACAAGGAGCUUCUGUGGGAAGUAGAGCAUACAGGAAGCCCUUUCCAGAGAACUCUAAUAGCCAACAGGCUACAGAAGUUGAAGCUAAAGGAGAAGGACCAGGUUGUGAGCGAACUGAAUUUUGACGUAGAUGAUGCCACUGCUCCAAUGGAAAUUGAGAUCACAAAGAUUCAGGAAAUCACUGAAUAUACAAUGGAGAUUGUGGAGGAGACCAUCAUAGACAUCACUAAAGAAGUGGAUGACAUACCUGUCACAAGGCGUGGCAGAGGUAGCAACCUGAGACGAAGAGUUAUCAGAGAAAAUUCAGAGGAGAGGCUUUCAGAGAACAUAAUCAGGGUGGAAGACAUUGAGGCAGGAGUAGAAAGUUCAGUCGAGGUGGCAGCCUUGGAAAAUCUUAACACUUUUUCUGUAAAAGAAUCAGAAACAGUACUCAGGAGCUCAGUAGACACAGUAACUGCAACUGUGACAAACCUUUCAGAGUUUAGAGGAUCACAAAAAGAGGAGACACAUGAAAUUGAAAAAGACAUUGUCACAGCUACAUCCGAGGGGAGUCCAGUCACCCACCUCACCACAGCUGGGGAAAUAAAGAACCAAAGAGGUAGUAAAGAGGAAUGUGAAAUGGUUAUUAAUGAGUACACCGUAGAUAUACAAGGAGCCACUAUAGGAUCUAUUGAUCAAAGCCAACCUCAGUCUGUUGUGGACGUAGAAAUUGUUAAGAUGAGUACAGGAACUGAAGAAAAAAAUGAAAAUUUAGGGAAGAACGAAGAGGUUGAGCAAGAUGAAUCAGUGUGUGAGGCAGAGAUGGAGGAAAUAAAACAAAUGUCAGAUGAACCAAAAGAGGAAAAAACUGUGAGUGAGACCGAGGUGGCUGAGCAAUCAGAGACUCAUGCUAAAUCAACUGAAAAAGUACAAGCACACUGGGAUAUGGGAAUAACAGAGAAUAAAGAAAAAGCAGAAGAUGAGGUUAUGGCAGAAAGUGAAAAGGACCUAAUUGAGAAAAACAGAGAUGACAACACAGGCCAAAAGAAAAGUGAACCAAUAGAUGAAGACACAGUUCUGCGACAGUCAGUGGAUGUUGAAGACCAGACAGAGAUGGAGGCAGAGUCUGUGAGAGAGGUCCUUACUACUGAAGAGGUCUUAUGUGACCAGCCCAAACAAAAUGAAGCGGAAACAGAAGUCUCUGAACCAAACCAAACAAUGACAAACAAGGAUACACUAAUUGAAAAAGCAAGUAAACAUAUAUUAGGCCCUGAUGAGGCAGAACAAGCCUUCAACAAGAGCAAAUUACCCCAAAAGAGAACAUCAGGUUUAACUUCUUCAAGGAGGUCCAAAAGACUCAGGCAUCAGCCUGCUGAAAAAGAUCUUACAACUACACAGUCUGUGAAAACAGGCCAACAAGGAUCCAAAUAUCACAGCAAAGUAAUGAUGCAAGAUAAAGAUACUGAACAAUCAACAGAUGAACCUGAACAUGAUAUUUCUGAGGUUAUGGAAAAGAUACAUGAAACUCAAAUUGAAAAUAAGGCAGACGCAGAGUCUGAGGUUGAGGAAUACAAAGAAAAACACAUGCCUACAGUGGAAACUGUGUCUUCUAUGGACGAUGAAAUUACACAGGUUGAGGAAACUGUAUUUCCUGAAGUUUCUUUAUUAGUGGAAAGAAAAGAAACAGAUCAAGAAGAAGCACCAUCUGUAGAGCCUUCUGAGAUACAGGAAUCAAAAACAACACCUAAAGAGGAUGAGGAGACAGUGGAGAACAGCACUGUGACGUUGACAUUGAGUGAAGCCAAAGUUGUGCUUGUAGAUCUGCAUGAACUUUCUCCUAAUGAGGCAGGUGAUAAUCAUGGAGAGAUCAGAAUUCCUGAACAAGAGGAAAUGAAACUCACCAUGUCAUCUGAGCUACAAGCAACUGAAGAAAAUUUGAGAAAAGAAGAGCAAGAUGGUACAUUAGAUCCCAAACCUAUGGAAGAACCACCUUGUACUACUACAACAGAAGGAUAUGUUGUAGCAGCUGAUGCCAACAGAACACCAGAACAAUCAACUGCAUAUAAAGAUCAAGAGUAUGAGCCAGAAUCAGAAACCACAGAGGCUGCUCUUCUAAGCCAAGUUGAGAAACCAGAGAAAACAGACAUUGAACAAGAUAAAGAGGAUAAGCAAGAUUUGUAUAAGGCAGACAAGUUUCCCAAACAAGGCAAACAAACUCAAAAGAAAGGCUCUAUUGACAUCCCAAGUAGAUCCACAAAGCUUAAAGAUCAGCCUGUUUACCCUGGGGAGACAGUUAGAUGUCUUAGGAGCACUUUGAAACCAGUCCAGAUCACCCCUGUUAGGAGAUCUACACGUAGCAAAGCAGUUAUUCAACAGGAAAGUGUUGAGCCUCAAGUUGAUGUAAAACUCAGGACUGAUGAAAACCCUGAGAGGGGUCAACUUCUUGCGGAGGAUGUAAGUCCAGAGGAAAAUGAUAUAGCAAAAGCAAAUGAUGAAUGUGGAAGCUCUGAACUUCUUAGAGCUGCAGAAAUAGAUGAUAAAGAGAAAGAACCUCAGAUUACAAAGGUUACUGACGAAAUCCCACUUAUAGAAACAGAAGCUAAGGAGGAUGUAUUAGAAAAAAGAGUUGAAGACAUCAAAACUAUUGAGAACAAGGAAGCAAAUUUAGCUGGACAAUUGGACAGUGAAAAAGAGAUGAGCAGUCUAGGUCAGGAGGUACAUGUCCAGGUAGAAGAGGUGCCAAUCAGCACAGAAAGACAUCUCAGACAUAGAACAAUAAGAGUUCAGACUCCACUGAUAAAGAAAUCUAGAUGUGUACAAAAACUAAAAGCUGAAGCAAAUGUUGAACAUCAGGAAAUACACACAUUGGUGAGCAAGAAUAAAACUGAUACAAUUUUGAUGACAAAAGAGGGAGAGGAUGAAAUGGAUAAAGAUGUCAACAAGAUGAAGAACAAAGAAGAA